AUGGCUGACUUGUGCACCUGGUUGUGUUCAGAUUUUAACUCCAGCAAGCCAACCUUCACACAGAUCUUCGUAGCCUCUUCAAUCGGACUGAUCAUUGCUGUGGCAAUGCAUUAUCAUCAUCGAAAGCGAAGACAUGAAAAGAUCAUUCCAUGCCUGAAAAUCGAAGAAACCAAUAAUGCUGUUAAGCUUGAAAAAUUCUCCCAUUAUGUAGCAAGGCAACUGGGAUUCGCUGAUAGAAGAGAGUGUCCACAGCUUUGCAAGCUAGCAUCUGCUUAUGUCGCCAGACCUGAAGCAUGUGAGGAUGACAUCUAUUCAUUCUUUGCCAGCGAACCCGAUGCGAGUUCUCUAUUUGUAAAGCUAUUGGAGGAGUUUGAGAGAUGCAUUCUUAGUUACUUUGCAUUCCAUUGGAGCCAUGCCGAUAUAGCAAUCAGUCAUGUUUUGAGUGCUGAUUCUGGCAUUUCUGAGGCAAAGAAGAAGCUCAAACGCAUUGUCCUGGCAGCUACUAGAGAACAGAGGUUUGAGAGGGUGACAAAAAAUUUGAAAGUUGCUAGAGUAUUCUCAACAUUGGUGGAGGAGAUGAAGGCAAUCAGAAUUUUACAGAAUGAUGACUCACAGUGUACGGAUGUGAUGGCUCCAGUUGCCCACAAAGAUAGAAGCUCAGUCCUCCUUUUCAUGGGUGGUGGGAUGGGAGCUGGGAAGAGCACUGUGCUUCAGGACAUUCUCAAAGAGCCAUUCUGGGCAGGUGCAGCAGGCAAUGCCGUAGUAAUUGAGGCAGAUGCCUUCAAAGAAUCAGAUGUCAUUUACAGGGCUCUUAGCUCCAGAGGGCAUCAUGACAUGCUCCAAACAGCUGAACUGGUGCACCAAUCGUCUACAGAUGCAGCGUCAUCCCUCCUGGUGACAGCGCUCAAUGAAGGACGGGAUGUGAUAAUGGAUGGCACACUCUCCUGGGAACCUUUUGUUGUACAGACAAUUACCAUGGCCAGGAAUGUUCACCGCCGCCGCUAUCGCAUGGGAGCAGGUUAUAAGGUAGCAAAUGAUGGGGUUGUAACAGAAAAUUACUGGGAACGGAUUGAAGAGGAAGAGCAAGAAGUCGAUGGCGUUAAAAGGAGAAAACCAUACAGGAUAGAGCUAGUUGGAGUCGUUUGUGAUGCUUAUUUAGCUGUUAUAAGAGGCAUAAGGAGAGCUAUCAUGAGCAGAAGGGCCGUGAGGGUGAAAUCACAGUUGAAGUCCCACAAAAGAUUUGCUAAUGCAUUCUUAACAUACUGCCAAUUAGUGGAUAAUGCCAGGCUAUAUAGCACCAAUGCUUUGGAGGGACCACCUAAGUUGAUAGGAUGGAAAGACAGGGACAGGAAUUUGCUUGUUGACCCAGAUGAAAUAAACUGUUUAAAAAUGGUAGGCAGGUUGAAUGAGGAAGCAGACUCCAUAUAUGAACUCUACAAGCACCCAAAUCCAGCUUGUGAAGCUGGGUCAGUUUGGAAAGACAUUGUUUUGUCACCUUCAAGGUUAAACAUUCAAAAGGAGCUGAAGUACUCAAUCCAGGAAGUUGAGAGAUCAAAAUUGUAA
Malania oleifera is the source of this 1563-nucleotide messenger RNA. Its product is annotated as calmodulin calcium-dependent NAD kinase-like. The transcript is spliced from 8 exons. The coding region runs from base 1 to 1563 and encodes 520 amino acids. Gene Ontology annotation, molecular function: ATP binding; kinase activity. The record is from RefSeq and is a predicted model, not a curated record. Lineage: Eukaryota; Viridiplantae; Streptophyta; Magnoliopsida; Santalales; Ximeniaceae.